Messenger RNA from Diceros bicornis minor, 1535 nucleotides. RefSeq names its product dehydrogenase/reductase 11 (gene DHRS11). The transcript is spliced from 7 exons. The coding region runs from base 130 to 906 and encodes 258 amino acids. The record is from RefSeq and is a predicted model, not a curated record. Gene Ontology annotation, molecular function: oxidoreductase activity. NCBI's taxonomy places the organism in Eukaryota, Metazoa, Chordata, Mammalia, Perissodactyla, Rhinocerotidae.
AGGCGCAGCUCGGACAGGGGCAGGUCGGCGGCGGUGACAAGAGAGCGGCCGAGCCCCUGCGACCCGGGGCGGAGCUCCGCGAUCCAAGUGCCUGGCUCGCGGAGUGAGGUGGGCGGACGGCUCGGGACCAUGGCCAGGGCCGGCAUGGAGCGGUGGCGUGACCGGCUGGCACUGGUAACCGGAGCCUCGGGAGGCAUUGGCGCGGCUGUGGCCCGGGCCCUGGUCCAGCAGGGACUUAAGGUGGUGGGUUGCGCCCGCACCGUGGGCAACAUCGAGGAGCUGGCUGCCGAAUGUAAGAGUGCAGGCUACCCCGGGACUUUGAUCCCCUACAAAUGUGACCUGUCAAACGAGGAGGACAUCCUCUCCAUGUUCUCGGCUGUCCGCUCUCAGCACAGCGGUGUGGACAUCUGCAUCAACAAUGCUGGCUUCGCCCGGCCUGACACUCUGCUUGCAGGCAGCACCAGCGGUUGGAAGGACAUGUUCAAUGUGAACGUGCUGGCCCUCAGCAUCUGCACACGGGAAGCCUACCAGUCCAUGAAGGAGCGGAAAGUGGACGACGGGCACAUCAUUAACAUCAACAGCAUGUCUGGCCACCGAGUGGUACCCCAUUCCAUGACCCAUUUCUAUAGUGCGACCAAGUAUGCCGUCACUGCACUGACAGAGGGACUGAGGCAAGAGCUUCGGGAAGCCCAGUCCCACAUCCGAGCCACGUGCAUCUCUCCAGGACUGGUGGAGACACAAUUUGCCUUCAAACUCUACGACAAGGACCCUGAGAAGGCAGCUGCCGGCUAUGAACAAAUAAAGUGUCUCAAGCCCGAAGAUGUAGCUGAGGCUGUCAUCUAUGUUCUCAGCACACCCCCACAUGUCCAGCCUUGUGCCUUCCGCAGAUCGGAGACAUCCAGAUGAGGCCCACCGAGCAGGUGACCUAGUUUCCUGUGGGGAGCGCCUCCUUCCCUCCCCACCCCUCACAGCUUGGCUCCUGCCUCUGGAUCUUAGGUGUUGAUUUUUGGACCCCUGGAUUCCACUUCCUCUCCCCACCCCCACCAGGGACUAGAAAAAUUUUUUGAGGUUUUUAUAUAAUCUUGUCAAAUUGUUUCCACUGCAAAUGUGAAAAAUGGGCUAGGGAGAGGGGGUGGUGCCCUUGAUUGUUUUACCUGUUGACUCUUGAUCCCCUUCUUGGGCUCCUUGGCCUCUGUUUGCUGCCUUGAUCUCUUCCCUUUGACCUGGGGGAGGGACUGUGGCCAAAAGGGAAUCUUUCCCCUAUCUGCUUGCACCCCACCCCCUGUCCCUCGGGGAUGAGGUGGCAGAGAGAAGCCCUCACCUUCUAUCUGAACGGUUAUCCAGGGCUCCAGGCUUCCUCCUCUCCCUGUCCCACUGCACACCCCCUGCCCUGCAUCCCAGUUCUCCAGCCCAAUCCUGGCUUCUCGGUCCCCGGUGGGGCCAUCAGACCACUCUGAGUAUGACAGCAGAAUACCAGGGCCUGCCUCCCAAGUGGAUUUCACUGUGAUAAUUAAAAAGGAAAAAUUGCAACAACC